CUUUAUCUUUCGCAAUACAAUCAGAUACUAUAAAUAAUUACGUACGGCACAUACCGGCAGUAAACGAGCCGUUCACAAUUCAGUCGCAUCACUCAACUUUUUCACGAUGGAUUUCACCGGUAAAGUUGUUCUCAUCACGGGAGCCAGCAGUGGCAUCGGUGCUGCAACGGCUAAAUACUUUACCGAUCUGGGAGCCAGCGUUGUCCUAACCGGGAGAAACGCGGAUAAUCUCAAUAAAGUCGGGGCUGAGUGUGAAGCCGUGGGCAAACAGAAGCCGUUUCUGCUGGUGGCCGAUGUCACGAACAGUGACGAUAACACCCGGGUGAUUAACGAAACCCUCAAGAAGUUCGGCAAAUUGGAUGUUUUGGUGAACAAUGCUGGCAAAGGGCUUGCCGGGAGCAUCGAAAACACCAGCGUGGAGCAGUUUGACGAUAUCAUGAACACCAACGUGAGGGGCGUGUAUCACCUGACGAUGCUGGCGGUGCCUCAUCUUAUCAAGAGCAAAGGCAACAUCGUGAAUGUAUCGAGCGUUGCCGGGACACGAUCUUUUCCGAACGCAUUGGCAUACUGCAUUUCGAAGGCCGCUCUGGAUCAAUUUACAAGAUGCGUCGCUCUUGAACUAGCACCAAAGCAAGUUAGAGUGAAUUCAGUUAAUCCAGCGGUCAUCGUAACGGAUUUCCAUAACCGGGUCGGCAUGAGUGCUGAGGCGUAUGCCGCCUAUCUGAAGAGCUGUGAGCAAACCCAUGCUCUGGGCCGUGUGGGACAAGCAGCGGAAGUCGCAGCGGCCAUCGCUUUCCUGGCGGGGGACACUGCUAGCUUCAUCACGGGAACGUGCCUAUGCGUGGAUGGAGGAAAGAACGUGAUGUGUCCUCGAUAAUUUAGAUGGAAUAUGGAUGGAAAACAAAUUCUUAUUGUACCGUUUUGUUGAAAAUUGUAAAAUUUAAUGAAAGGUAAAUAAAGAUAAUUUAUUGGGUAA
Armigeres subalbatus is the source of this 976-nucleotide messenger RNA. Its product is annotated as 3-oxoacyl-[acyl-carrier-protein] reductase FabG-like. The record is from RefSeq and is a predicted model, not a curated record. NCBI's taxonomy places the organism in Eukaryota, Metazoa, Arthropoda, Insecta, Diptera, Culicidae. Gene Ontology annotation, molecular function: oxidoreductase activity. The coding region runs from base 107 to 877 and encodes 256 amino acids. The transcript is spliced from 2 exons.